This is a messenger RNA of Durio zibethinus, 3288 nucleotides long. Lineage: Eukaryota; Viridiplantae; Streptophyta; Magnoliopsida; Malvales; Malvaceae. The record is from RefSeq and is a predicted model, not a curated record.
GGCAAAAACACUCAUCCAGCCCUGACCCAAUGCCAUCCGUAAUCAUCACUUGUACGACUAUGCCAAAAACUCAAAUACCGCAAGGAAAAUAGAAAAGUGCGAGUCCAGUUUCCAUUCUUAACCAAAAGUCAACAACUUUGUUCUACCAAACACAAACACAUCCGCAUGUGAAUGUGAAUGUGAUCCCAAAGAAACAAGUUUGAGGGUUUCUUUUUUUUAAUGAAAGGUUUAUUUAAAUCUCAAACACGUUUGUUGUCAUCUGGUUUCCUUACCAUUUUAGAAGCCAAACUCCAGCGGACCUUUCUCUGGAAACCUCGGAUUCAAGGAGCAGAAGCCAAAGUGUGAGGCGUUUUAUUUCUUCCGUAAUAAACAGACAGUUGUGUUUGUUAUUGGCAUCUUCAGAGGAGUUUUAGUUUCAGUUGGCAUCUGGGUGCGCCCGGGAUAUGAUGAUCCCCAAGGACCCAAACUGUUUGAUAUCGGGAUGUUGAGGAACUGAAGUGUAAAGUGCUGUUUUCUGUUAGUCUUGUCUCGGUAGAAUGGCUUCUAAUGUUACAGUUGGACAGAAAUGUCCAUUGCCAAUGAAGGCUACAUCAAAUGGCCUCUUCCAGGGUGAUAACCCCCUUGAUUAUGCACUUCCUCUUGCCAUUCUGCAGAUAUGUCUGGUGGUUGCAGUCACAAGGGGCCUUGCGUUUCUUUUAAGGCCAUUAAGGCAGCCACGUGUGAUUGCAGAGAUCAUUGGAGGAAUUUUACUUGGGCCAUCUGUUCUGGGUAGAAGCAAGAGCUAUUUGCAAGCUAUAUUUCCUCCCAAGAGCCUCCCUGUAUUGGAUACCCUAGCAAAUAUUGGUCUCAUUUUCUUUUUAUUCCUUUCUGGCCUAGAGAUAGAUCCUAAAGCCCUCCGGCGAACUGGAAAAACAGCUGUUGCAAUUGCUGUUGCUGGAAUAGGGUUUCCUUUUGCAUUAGGAGCUGGUUCUUCAUUUUUACUCCGAGCAACUAUAUCAAAAGGUGUAAAUGCUUCUGCUUUUUUUGUGUUCAUGGGUGUUGCUCUUUCUAUUACUGCUUUUCCUGUCUUAGCUCGCAUUCUGGCAGAGUUGAAGCUUUUAACGACAGAUGUUGGAAGAAUUGCUAUGUCAGCUGCGGCUGUUAAUGAUGUGGCUGCAUGGAUUCUACUUGCUCUUGCUGUUGCCCUAUCUGGAUCUAACAGAUCCCCUGUUGUAGCACUGUGGGUCUUCUUGUCUGGGAGUGCUUUUGUCAUUUGUUCAGUUCUCAUUGUACCCCCAAUUUUCAAAUGGAUGGCCCAUCGAUGUCACGAUGGCGAGCCAGUAAAAGAGAUAUACAUAUGUGCUACAUUAACUACUGUACUGACUGCUGGGUUUGUAACUGAUACCAUUGGAAUUCAUGCCAUGUUCGGUGCUUUUGUGGUUGGAGUUCUUUUCCCAAAGGAAGGGCCAUUUGCCCAUGCUCUUGUGGAAAAAGUUGAGGAUCUUGUAUCUGGUUUGUUCUUACCAUUAUACUUUGUGUCAAGUGGACUGAAGACAAACGUUGCAACAAUUCAAGGGCUCCAAUCCUGGGGUCUUCUGGCUUUGGUGAUUUUUACUGCAUGUUUUGGGAAGAUUGUUGGGACUGUUAUGGUGUCCCUUUCUUUCAAAGUGCCUCUUCUUGAAGCUUUUGCUUUGGGGUUCCUUAUGAAUACUAAAGGACUGGUGGAAUUGAUUGUUCUCAACAUUGGGAAGGAUAGAAAGGUUCUGAAUGAUCAAACAUUUGCUAUUAUGGUUCUAAUGGCUAUCUUCACUACCUUCAUUACUACACCAAUUGUCAUGGCAGUAUAUAAGCCUGCAAGGAGGAGAAAAAUGGACUACAAGUAUAGGACCAUUGAAAGAAAAAAUCCAGAUACUCAACUUAGAAUAUUGGCCUGUUUCCACAGUGCAAGAAAUAUUCCAUCUAUGAUAAAUCUCCUCGAGGCUUCACGAGGAGUUGAGAAGCGUGAAGGACUUUCUGUGUAUGCUCUGCACCUUAUGGAGCUGUCUGAGAGGUCAUCAGCAAUAUUAAUGGUACACAAAGCAAGGAAAAAUGGGCUUCCCUUCUGGAAUAAGGGUCAGCGUGACCAUGUUGUUGUGGCAUUUGAGGCUUUCCAACAACUGAGUCGAGUAACUGUUCGGCCAAUGACUUCUAUCUCUUCAAUGGCUGACAUGCAUGAGGACAUUUGUACCACUGCUGGGAGCAAGAAGGCUGCAAUCAUAAUUCUUCCAUUCCAUAAGCACCAGAGAGUGGAUGGUUCUUUGGAGACUACUCGGAAAGACUUCUGCCGGGUGAAUCAGAGGGUUCUUGAACAUGCACCCUGUUCUGUUGGAAUUCUAGUUGAUCGUGGGCUUGGUGGAAGCACCCAUGUAUCUGCAAGCAAUGUUUCCUAUUUGAUAACAGUUCUUUUCUUUGGGGGCUGUGAUGAUCGUGAAGCCCUUGCUUAUGGGGCUCGAAUGGCUGAGCACCCUGGUAUCCGUGUAAACAUCAUGCGCUUUGUAGUGGAACCUGAAACUAUCGGAGAAAUCACUACAAUUGAUAUGCAAGAGAAUUCAGGCCUCAAAACAAUGUCAUUGGAUGAAGAAUUUCUUUCUGAGUUUAAGAAGAUGUCAAAGGAUGAUUCUGUUAGAUAUGAAGAAAAAGCUGUCCGAAAUGUCACAGAAACAAUUGCUGCAAUUCGUGGGGCAGGCCGCUGCAAUCUUUUUCUUGUGGGGCGAAUGCCUGAUAGUGAAUUGGCCUUAGCUUUAAGGAGAACUGAAUGCCCAGAACUAGGGCCUGUUGGUAGUUUGCUGAUUUCUCCAGAUUUCUCAACGACAGCAUCAGUCUUAGUUAUUCAACAGUACCAUGGCAAUGUGCCACUGAAUUUGGGUGCAGACAUGGAGGAAGAAUCACCUGACAAAGAUGAAGAAUCCAGCUAAAUGUCUACUCUAACUGAGCAUCAUCCUUAAGAGUACAGAGUAAAGACAACAUAAUAUAGAUGCAUUCCUAGUAAUAUCUUCAAUUUUAUGACAAGGAAAAAAAAUAUAAAAUUUUUCUUCUCCUUAGCUAAAUGGAUGGAGUUUUGUUUCUCCUUCCGAAGAGAGGAAAAAAGGUUAUGGUGCAACGUUUUGCCAAAUUGCAUUUUAACAUUGUUUUUCUUGCUUCUUAUAAGGUUACAAGAAAUAGUUGAAGCACAUAUCAAAAGGCUCAUCAAUCAUCAAAGACCUUUUUCCCCUCAAUCUGAAUGUUUCAUUGAAGAUUUGCAUCAUUCAAUCAAUGGAUAAUUUAUAUUCG